Messenger RNA from Cydia amplana, 1077 nucleotides. RefSeq names its product procathepsin L-like. Gene Ontology annotation, molecular function: cysteine-type endopeptidase activity; cysteine-type endopeptidase activator activity involved in apoptotic process. NCBI's taxonomy places the organism in Eukaryota, Metazoa, Arthropoda, Insecta, Lepidoptera, Tortricidae. The record is from RefSeq and is a predicted model, not a curated record. Bases 1 to 1008 code for a protein of 335 amino acids. The transcript is spliced from 6 exons. Gene Ontology annotation, biological process: positive regulation of peptidase activity; immune response; positive regulation of apoptotic signaling pathway. Gene Ontology annotation, cellular component: lysosome.
AUGAAGUGUGGUAUCCUGCUCGUGUUUCUGUUCGUGAUCGUUACAUCGUCGGCCAUGAUAUCCUUGGUAGAUUUAUUCAAAAAGGAGUGGGAAAGUUUCAAGCUAACGCACAAUAAGAUUUACAAGUCAGUGGCAGAAGAAAUGCGUCGCAUGGAAAUAUACGCUCUGAACAAAUACAAGAUAGUCCAACACAACGAGCUCUUUGAACAAGGACAGGUUUCCUUUAAGCUGAAAGUGAACAAAUACUCCGACAUGGAACGUGAAGAGUUUAGCCAAAUCAUGAAUGGUCUCAUCUACCAUGCUGACGACAAUUCUACAAGUCACGGUUCACGUGUUACGAGAGCAACUGCGAGCCUCCCCGAUCAGGUGGACUGGCGUGAAAAGGGAGCAGUAACGGCCGUGAAGGACCAGGGAAGUUGCGGAUCCUGCUGGGCCUUUAGUACCACGGGCGCUCUCGAAGGCCAGGUUUAUAUCAAACAUAAUCGCUUGACAUCCCUAUCGGAGCAAAACUUGGUCGACUGUGCGGGCAAAUACGGAUGCCAUGGCUGCCAGGGCGGUUGGAUGAACAGCGCAUUCUCGUUCAUUAAGGAUAAUGGUGGGAUUGACACUGAGGUUUCAUAUCCGUAUCAAGCGAAAAACGACCAAUGCAGGUAUAAUGCCAAGAACUCAGGCGCUACUAACAAUGGAUACAAGACGAUCCCGAAUGAUGAAGACAAACUGAAGGAGGCGGUAGCAAACAUUGGACCUAUAGCAGUAGCCAUAGACGCCGGCCACGCAUUCCAGCACUACGCAGAUGGAGUGUACUAUGAAAAGAACUGCUCUUCUUCUAAACUCAAUCAUGGGGUUCUGGUUGUGGGCUACGGCACAGACACGAACGGCGGCGACUAUUGGCUCGUAAAAAACUCCUGGAGUAAGGGGUGGGGUAGGGAUGGGUACAUCAAGAUGGCGCGCAACCGCAACAACAACUGCGGCAUCGCUAGUGCCGCUUCUUAUCCAACUGUUGAAUAAUGUUAUGUGGAAGUUAACUACUACUGUUCGGAACGACCUUUUACGCCAAAAAAUUUUUGUUGCUGUACG